Messenger RNA from Periophthalmus magnuspinnatus, 3227 nucleotides. It is a transcript of the gene rapgef3, whose product is annotated as Rap guanine nucleotide exchange factor (GEF) 3. The transcript is spliced from 27 exons. The record is from RefSeq and is a predicted model, not a curated record. Gene Ontology annotation, molecular function: guanyl-nucleotide exchange factor activity. Lineage: Eukaryota; Metazoa; Chordata; Actinopteri; Gobiiformes; Gobiidae. Gene Ontology annotation, cellular component: plasma membrane. Gene Ontology annotation, biological process: Ras protein signal transduction; positive regulation of GTPase activity. Bases 263 to 2860 code for a protein of 865 amino acids.
GUCCUCCCUCCUUCUGCAGCGAGGAUGCGUGAAACCGAGCCACUGCUCCCCUAACCAGCCUGUCACGCUCUAUAGUGGCAUCUGGAUAGCUACCUGCGCAGAUUUGCUGAUAGAAAUGCGGAUACCUUAAGCGCAGUUGUCGUCUGUGCCAAAUAGAGCGUAAAAAUGUGAGCGGUAAAAGCUUUAGCGAUGUCAGGAGGUGGUUAUUGUGCAUUUUCCGACUGGGAAAGUUGAUUUUUGGCUGAUUUUGGACUAAGAAGAGAUGCAUCUAUUUCGGAGUUAUCAUUAUCAAGUGUUCCCGGAUCGCCACGGAGGAGAGAAGCCGUGCAUACGAGGCAUCAGCUGGACUCCACUGCCCGAAGCCCUGGACUCAAAAGACACCAUGAAGCAGUUUCUUUCAGAUCGAGUGGUGAAAGCAGCGAGGUCAGUGUACUGUGUGAUCCUGGAAAAGAGCCGGAGCCUCAUCAGAGACAGAAAGUAUCAUCUCAAAACAUACAGACAGUGUUGCUCAGGAAAGGAACUUGUUGAUUGGCUGAUGAAGGAGAACGAGGGGAUCCAGUCCAGGAGUCAGGCGGUGGGCAUCUGGCAGGUGCUGGUGGACGAGGGCAUCCUGGCACAUGUGAAGCAGGAGCUGAACUUCCUGGACAAAGACACACAGUUCUACCGCUUCCAGGAAUCAGAUUUUGGUCUGAACCACGUCACCAACGAGAAAGUUCCAGAGGAGGAGCUGCAGGAGGCGCUGUCUCUGCUCUCACAGCUGGGGCCUGACGCUUUGCUCACAAUGAUUCUACGCAAAAGCCCGAGUCAGAGAAGUGCAGAGGACCUGGAGGUGAUUUAUGAGGAGCUGCUACACGUCAAGGCUGCAGCGCACCUCUCCACUUCAGUGCGUAAAGAGCUGGCUGCAGUGCUGGUCUUUGAAUCUCAUGCCAAAGCCGGAACAGUGUUGUUUAGUCAGGGAGACAAAGGAACUUCAUGGUACAUCAUCUGGAAGGGCUCUGUCAACGUCAUCACACAUGGAAAAGGUGUUGUGACUACUCUACACGAAGGGGAGGACUUUGGGCAGCUGGCUUUGUUAAAUGACGCUCCUCGCGCUGCCACCAUCAUCCUCAGAGAAGACAACAGUCACUUUCUACGAGUGGACAAGCACGACUUUAUACGCAUUCUCAAGGAUGUGGAGGCAAACACAGUGCGACUGGAGGAACAUGGGAAAACUGUUCUGGUGCUGGAGAAGAGUGCAGAGUCCACUGAGCCUGGAGCUGGGACCAACAGCAAGUACACAGUGAUGUCUGGUACUCCUGAGAAAAUCCUGGAACACCUUUUGGAGACGCUAAAAUUGGAUUGUCCACAUGACGCUAUAGAUCCGUGUGUGAGCGACUUUCUGCUCACUCACAAAGUUUUCAUGCCCUCCAGUCAGCUGUGUCCUGCUCUACAGCACCAUUACCAAACCGAGCUGUCCGAAGGCUCAGAGCAGGAGAAGGCUGCCUACAUCCUGCACAGGAAACAGAAGGUAGUGAAGCUGGUUGGCCAGUGGGUGGCGCUGUACGGCCUGACGCUCAAAGAGGACCCUGUUGCUGUGGACUUUUUGGAGGGUCUAAGAAAAGAGGUGUCUGGGGACUAUCGGCUCUACAGUAUUUUAAAGGAAUUCAGAGAGAAGAGGAGGACCAAAAUAUUGGAAAAUGGCUACCAGUCUCUUGGCAGGAUCCACCAAUUUGACUGGUUUUCAAACUGUGAGGAGUCCAAUGGAAGGUUACAGCCGAUCAGAGCAAAGGAUAAAGUGCUGUACGAGAUCUACCAGCCGGAUCACAAACCUCUCACUGUGAUGCUCCCAGUGAACUCCUCUGUGCAGGAAGUGAUGUCGGCUGUGCUCAAACCUGAGUCUGAUCAUGUCCUGGUCAAAAUGAACUCUGCUGGAGAGCGAGCCCAGCUGAAGCUCGACUCCACUGCAGUGUUCACCGCCCUGGGACUGAACGAGAGGCUGUUCAUUUGUACGAGCGGUCAGGUGGAACAGCUGCGCCCCCUAAAGUCGCAACUGGGGCCAGAGCAGGGGACAGCAGACGUCUUGGAACAUAUGAGCUCCAAAGACAUCGCUAAUGAACUCAUCAGUUAUGACUGGGAACUGUUCACUGCCAUGGACGAGGUGGAGCUGGUUUACUACGUCUUUGGGCGACACAAAUUCAAUGGGUCCAUCACAGCGAACCUGGAGCGUUGUGUGCGACGCUUUAAUGAGAUCCAGUACUGGGUGGUGACUGAGCUGUGUCUGUGUGAAGACCUGGUCAAAAGAGCCAUUUUACUCAAGAAGUUCAUCAAGAUCGCAGUUGUAUUAAAGGAGCACAGGAAUUUGAAUUCAUUUUUUGCCAUUAUGUUUGGUUUGAACAACAGCGCUGUGCAAAGGCUUCACAAAACCUGGGAGCGAAUACCCAGCAAAAUCAAAAGAGUUUACUGCCAGUAUGAAAGAUUAAUGAACCCAUCUCGGAACCACAGAGCGUACAGACUCGCUGUGGCUAAACUCAGUCCUCCGUACAUCCCAUUUAUGCCUCUGCUCCUCAAAGACAUGACGUUCAUCCAUGAAGGGAAUCCUAACUACAUUGACAAACUGGUGAACUUUGAGAAAAUGCGCAUGAUUGCCAAGACAAUGAAGAUCAUCAGAGGAUGCAGGAGUCAGCCGUAUGUGCCUUCAUCUCCACAGAGAGGUCUCGCAGAUCGAAUGUUCCUCGAUGGACCUGCCAAUCGAAUAUCUACAUACUCUGAACUUGCCCAUCCUCUGAAGACGCCCAGUAACAUCCGGCACUACGUCCUGAACCUGAAGGUGAUCGACGGCCAGCGCAGACUCACUCAGCUGUCCAGGACCCUAGAGAGCUAGGGCUGGGCCUACAUGAGGACUUUUACACAAGAGAACUUUAGACUCUACUUUAAUAUGGAUUCUUCUGUCAGACUGAAGCAGGUCAUCACUGGACACAUGGACAGCAAACACUCAGCCUUAUGGAGGGCUGUACCACACCCACUGUGAAGUUACUUACACAUUUGUGUAUACAUCUACAGUGUUGUUUUAUAAAAGGUAAUAUCUAGAGAAGUUACGGACUUGAAUUUGAGUAACUCUCAGUUACUGCUGGAUUUACAAAGACAAUACAUCUUUUCCACUGGCAUAUUUUAUAUGGCAAGUCAAAGCUACUAAAAAUGAAACUGAAGUACUCAUAAUUCAAGGAAAUCACAUGUAAACAUUACUUUUU